Molecule: messenger RNA, 1913 nt
Organism: Aaosphaeria arxii CBS 175.79
Lineage: Eukaryota; Fungi; Ascomycota; Dothideomycetes; Pleosporales
Product: putative amino acid transporter
Exons: 4
Coding region: 344-1780 (478 amino acids)
Biological process (GO): amino acid transmembrane transport
Cellular component (GO): vacuolar membrane
Molecular function (GO): amino acid transmembrane transporter activity
Source: RefSeq, a predicted model, not a curated record
GUGAUUUCUUCGUCAUUGCAAAUCAGUGAUGAAAGCCGGGAGUCAAUCAUCAGCCGGAAUCCCUCUCUUAUUCCAAUAGUGUGGCAAAGAGCAAUAUGGAUAUCCAAGGAAUCAGUUACCUAUACUACGAUACUAGGCUCUUCAGCCUCAACCACUCCGACUGUGUAAUGCACUGUGCUCAAGAGUCCUAAUUGAAUUGAUACGACCUAUCAAUGCACGUGCAGCUUCCCCUUUUAAGAAGACCGAGAUCUUCCCCACAAUCUUUCCCCAGACUUCAAUUCCAUUACAUUGGGUUGAUUACUUUAUUGAUUCCAAUUUGCACUCUUCCUCCCUCAGAGCAUCAAUGAUUCAACAAGGAGCAGUCGGAGACCUCGAGGCCCACGCAGAUUCGGCCGGGACGCUCGAAAAGACGCCAACAAACAUGACAGACGCGAAGCUUGGGCAGACAGAGACACACAAGACUGAUGCUGUGUUUGGCGAGAUCACAGAUGCUGGACCUGAUUACCGUAAUGUCGGUUGGAUAGGGACCACCAUUCUUAUGAUGAAGACUCAGGUUGGAUUGGGGGUUCUCUCCGUGCCAGCUGUGUUCGACACACUUGGAAUUGUCCCGGGCAUCAUCUGCCUCCUCAUCAUCGCCGUGACGAGUUCUUGGGCAAAUAGAAUCGUUGGCUUGUUCAAACUCAAACAUCCCGAAGUCUACGGAAUCGACGAUGCAGGGUACAUGAUGUUUGGAAGGUUCGGGAGGGAAUUCUUCGGGCUGAUAUUCUCCUUGUUCUUUGCCUGCGUUGCUGGCUCAGGCAUGCUCAGCUUCGCCAUCGGGUUGAACGCUGUUUCGACCCACGGCGCUUGCACAGCUAUUUUUGUAGCGAUCGGUGCCGUCGUCGGCUGGGGCUGUGGGAGUGUGCAAACGCUCGGCAAGAUGGCCUGGAUCGCAUGGGUCGGAGUGAUCAGUAUCUUCGUUGCUGUGUUCUCCCUCACGAUUGCCGUCGGUGUACAAGAUCGUCCCGCAGCCGCUCCGCCCGGGACCGUCUGGAAGUCAGACUAUAAAAUUGUGAACAAUCCGUCGUUCGCGCAAGCCUCUUCUGCUUUGACAUCACUAGUGUUCGCAUAUGCAGGCACGCCGGCUUACUUCAAUAUCGUUGCCGAGAUGCGGGACCCACGAAUGUACACACGAGCACUUGUUGUUAGUCAGAGCAUCACCACUGCUCUGUACAUCACUAUCGGGGUUGUCGUAUACUACUACUGUGGAUCGUACGUGGCAUCGCCAGCCUUAGGAUCAGCUGGAGCAGUGAUGAAGAAGGUGAGCUACGGUAUCGCACUGCCUGGUCUUAUUGUCGGUGUCACACUCUCCACUCAUUACACAGCCAAGUACAUCUUCGUCCGCCUCCUACGAGGUUCCGAGCAUCUCAGUGGUAACACAGUAAAGCACUGGGUCUACUGGCUUAGCUGUACGUUAGGUGUGGCCAUAUUUGCGUACGUUAUCGCGAGUGCUAUUCCUGUUUUCGGCAGUUUGGUAUCUUUAGUCGGUGCGCUGCUGGGUACACUGCUCAUCUUCCAGCCUAUGGGCUGUAUGUGGUUCUACGACAAUUGGAGCGAAGGGAAAGAAAAAAAGUCGCUAAAGUGGAUCUUGAUGGUAUGCUGGAGCACAUUCAUCAUCAUUGGGGGGACAUUCCUGACGAUAAGCGGCACCUAUGGCUCCGUAAUUGCCAUUAUUGAGGACUACCGCGCUACAGGAGGUUCGGCUGCUUGGUCUUGCGCCGACAACUCAAACUCUACGUAAAAGAGAAAGACUAAGAUUUGCGGAAGAGAGAAAUUGUACAACUCAUGUAUUCUUAUACCUAGCCUGGGUCUACAGGGACAGGCGCCAACAUUGUGUGAGUUUGGAAGCAAUAGAUAAGCCGUCAAUGUUGCAC